AUGCUGACCGCGUUCGCCCCGCCAACCCUGCCCGGGCUCCCAGGGCGGCUGCCCGCGGCCCCCGCGCGGCGCCAGGACUCCUCCAGUUCGUCAGGCUCCUACCACACGGCUCCGGGUUCUCCAGAGCCCCCGGACGUUGGGCCGGACGCGGAGGGCAGGGCGAAUUGGCCCACGGUGGCCCCUGUGCUGGGGGAGGGCGCGCAGCCUCGCCUGUCCGUCAGCGCCCAGAAUAGCCGCCAGCAGCUCGGGCCCAGCUCGGGUUUCCCGCGAGGCCCGGCCUCGGGCCCUCGGCCACCCCAGCCCCAGCUGCGCAUGCUGCCGUCGGGGGAGAUGGAAGUCAUCUUCGGCGCCGGGCCCCUGUUCAGCCGUUCUGACGCAGAGGAUAGCGAGGUGCAACAGCUCACGACGCAGGCCUUCCGCAGCCUCUCUCCGCCCGGCUCCGCGUCUCCCAUCCCUGCCGAACCGCAGCCCCAGGGCCCCGACGGUGGCUCCCGCUGGGCCACCUACCUGCAGCUGCGACCCCGCGGGCCGAGUCCUGCCACCCCAGCGCAGUUCGAGUGUGUGGAGGUGGCGCUGGAGGAGCGUGCCGCGCCUGCCAGGCCCCGGACGGUGCCCAAACGUCAGAUCGAGCUUCGCCCCCGGCCCCGGAGUCCCCCGCGGGAGGCCAGCGCGCCGCCCCCGCGACUGUUCCUGCGCACCGGCUCCCUGGACGAGUCUCUGGGCCGCCUGCAGGCCGCCGCGGACCUCGUGCAGACGGCGCUGGCCAGAAAACUGAGCCCCGCGACCCCUGCCCCAAGCAGCGCCACCUUCGGACCCACGUUUCCGCCAGAGCCUGCGGCCCCGGAAACGCCCCGCAGUACUCGAGUGGCCCUGAAAGAGGCCAGGUCUCGGCCACCUCGUGUGCAUUAUAGUUCAGCCCCCGCCAGGGCCCCACGACCGUGGCCUAGCCUCCGUGAGCGCGCAAUUCGGCGCGACAAGCCCGCGCCCGGGACCGAGCCGCUGGGUCCAGUUAGUUCCAGCAUCUUCCUGCAGUCUGGGGAGAAGAUCCAGGAGGCGCACCACCAGGAACCCAAGACUCGGUUCCCGCGAGAGACUCCGGAUCGAACCGUCCUGAAGGCACAGAGUCCGUCUUCCCAGUCUAGGGCCCCCCGGGAGGUUUCGAGUAAGGCUGUGAGACCAAGGAGCCCAUCCCCACUGUGGCAAGCCCCAAAUGGGACCGUGCGGGGUCCUCGCUGCUCCUCGCCCCAGAACCUGUCCCCGUGGAAUAGGGCUAUCCGGAAGGUGAGUGGCCCGUCGCUCCCCGAGGCAUCCUCCGCAUGGGGAAAUCAGGAUGCUGCUGUCACGGAAACUGUCAGCAGAAAGAGCCCUUCCCCUCCGACCCUUUCCCAGUGGAAUCGGGGUGUUGCCAGUGCAAGAAACCCAUCCCCCGAAGCUCCUUCCUCGUGGGAGGUUCCGCAUCCGGCAGUUGGGGAUACAGUUGAGGGGAGUAGGAGCCCGUCCCCGCCAAACUUGUCCUCAUGGGAGACUCCAGAUCGUCCUACUGGGACGUGGAGCCCAUCGCCCCAAGAGACGUGGGACUCCACGGUGCAGAGCUCAGCGGUAGUGUCUACGCGGGAAGCUAUGAAUGGCGUAGCCCAGGAGGAACUGGUGCCACCCACGCCAUCUGCACCCGGGACUCCAGAGCUAACAGAGGCGCAGAGUCCGUCCACGCGGGAGAUGCCGGAUCUUGCCUUCCGAGGCAGCCAGCUGUCGCCAGCGGUGGCUGCACCCCAGCUGCCCCUCAGUCGCCUCGUGGGCACCCUGGAUGCCGACGCGCGCCCGGAAGCCUUGGGUUCUGGAGAAGCGACCUCGGGACGCCCGCGCGUGGCCAUUCCGCGGCCCCGCGACGUGCGCAAGAUGGUGAAGACCACAUACGCGCCAAGCUUCCCGGCAAGCACCCCAGGCUCAGGGCUGCCUGCGCCUCCUGCGGAACCCCGCGGGGAGGAAGGCGGCGCAUCCAAGACACAAGAGCUUCAGGCGCUGGGGGCCCCCGCCCCGGCUCACUACACUUCCGUUUUUCUCAAGGACUUUCUACCGGUCGUGUCACACCCCUACGAGACCCCAGAGCCAACCGCAGACACAGUCCCCCGGGACGUUACGCAGCCCAACGGGGUCCUGCGGCGUAGGGCAGAGAACAGCACGGCGAAACCCUUCGCGCGCACUGAGAUCCGCCUGCCUGGUGCCUUGGCCUUAGGCCGCCGGCCGGAGGGAACCCAGGGAGUCGUGGUGCGCGGUCCUGGCGGAAAGAACAGGGAUGCAGAGCCCCAGCGCCUGGUCCCCGACGACAAGGGUCGUACCAGCCCUCUAGGCGGCGCUCGCACCUCACCCCAGAAGUCGCCGAUAGGGCCGGCAGGGACCCAACCUCCCGGACCGCCCCGCCCCAGCUCCCCGCAGGCGUACCCUAGCUCGAGCCCUGGAAUAGCACCGAAACAGAAGACGCCACCUAUGGCCCCUGAGCCCGCGGUUGCGGUCCAGUCGCCCCUCCCGCGGGAGCCCCAAGCGUCCGCUGGCAGAGCGGCCCCGCCCCAGGCCCGCGCCGCCUCGGCGCCUCCCAUGGACCGGUCCCCGGAAGGCCCCUCCCAGGGGGCGCGCAGGCCGCCCGGGGCCGCGCACCCGGGGAAGGUCCUGGUGGACCCAGAGAGCGGCCGCUACUACUUGGUGGAGGCGUCGAGGCAGCCUCGGCUGCGGCUGCUCUUCGACCCCGAAAGCGGGCAGUACGUGGAGGUGCUGCUGCCACCCUCGCCCUCGGUGCCACCCCGCCGCGUCUACACCCCGCUGGCCCUGGGCCCCGGCCUCUACCCGCCGGCCUAUGGGCCUAUCCCUGGCCUCUCACUGCCACCAUCCCCGGGCCCGCCGGCCUUCAGCGGCCCCCAGCUACCCUGGGCCUCCGAGGCGGGGCCCCUGGACGGGAUGUACUACCUGCCAGUGAGCGGGACCCCCAGCCCCGCGCCUCCUCUGCUCCUCUGUGCUCCACCCUCCAGCUUGGGUCCCGCCCAGACGAGCAAGGGCUCCUUGUUCCCCGUGUGA
Molecule: messenger RNA, 3066 nt
Organism: Mesoplodon densirostris (Blainville's beaked whale)
Lineage: Eukaryota; Metazoa; Chordata; Mammalia; Artiodactyla; Ziphiidae
Gene: PROB1
Product: proline rich basic protein 1
Exons: 1
Coding region: 1-3066 (1021 amino acids)
Cellular component (GO): nucleoplasm
Source: RefSeq, a predicted model, not a curated record